Haplochromis burtoni (Burton's mouthbrooder) is the source of this 4884-nucleotide messenger RNA. It is a transcript of the gene srbd1, whose product is annotated as S1 RNA binding domain 1. Gene Ontology annotation, molecular function: structural constituent of ribosome; mRNA binding. The record is from RefSeq and is a predicted model, not a curated record. Lineage: Eukaryota; Metazoa; Chordata; Actinopteri; Cichliformes; Cichlidae. Gene Ontology annotation, biological process: nucleobase-containing compound metabolic process; translation.
UUUAUGCAGAGGUCAGAAAACAAAUGGCCAGACUAAUUCGAGCUGUUAGAAAGACAACAGUGAUUUUACAAGCAAGAUAUGCAAAAGAGCAUCUCUGAAAGCACAUCUGACCUUGAAGCAGAUGGGCUACAGCAACAGAUGACCAAACUGGAGGCCAGUCCUGUCAGCUAAGAACAGGAAACUGAGGCUAUAGUUUGCACAGACUCACAAAAAUUGGACAAUAGAAGACUGGAAAAACAUCGUAGUCAUAUGGCCUCCACAUUCACCAAAUGUCAAUUCAAAUCCAUGUCAAGUAUGCAUUUCUAUUGGUUGCAAGUAAACCUCUGACAUAGUGUUAGUGUAUUUGCUCUUUCAUACAUAUUCAUACAUACAGAGGAUUCAGACAUCCAUACAGAAUUCAUAAAAGUGAGUAGUGAGAAGUGCAUCAACACAGAAACAAAUAGCUAUAGUAGUGAGGCAUAUGAGGUAUAUGUAGAAAUAAUAGUAGAAACAAUGUAGACACAAUAGCAGUGUGUGUAAAAACAAGGAGAAUGUCUUAUAUGAGUGAGAAUAUGCGUCACAGAUUUGAGUUCUGCAUUAAGAGUAGCGAGAAUGACCUUUCUGCUGUCAGAACUGAGCCAAAGCGAUGGAGAAAAACUGUAAAAAAAAGAAAGAAAGAAAAAAGGAAAUUAAUACAUAAAUAGAUAAAAGAAAAAGGUAAACACAAACAAGAGGAUAGAGAUACAGAGAAUUUAUUAAGCUAAUUUUGGAAAAGUGAAUAGUUUUGGCACAACAGUAAAUUCAGAUGAUAAUUCAGAUUGGAAAAGCUGCCGACAGGACAGGUGAAAAAGGACAGACGAAUCUCCUUCUGGAAGGGAAACUUACAAUUACAUAUGCCAUAAAGCCAGCUGCAAACAUACUCUCGUUUACAAUUCACAAAUUCACAAGUCACGAAACUGAGGCUGUGCUGUACUUGGCCCCUCAGCUAAAAUGAGUUUGACCACUCCUUUGCAGUAUGUGGCAGUGUGCACCUUCCACAACAAAUACAAGGAAGAAGAGUCUUUGGCCCUUUAAGACUUUUGGUUGCUGUGAUUGGCUCAGUCCAUUUUGUUGCAGGAAGCAGUCGUUGUACUGCACAAAGUGCUAUUCCAGCGCAAUAACCACAAAUAGUUUGAGUAUUAUCAACAGUAUAAAGGUAUAGUAGGUAGUCACGCUUUAUGCCGUGCGGAAAAAUUGUGUCAUGAAUUAAAAUGCUUCGUUAUGCCAGUAACGUUGCUUGCUUCACCAUGUAGCGGCAAAUUUGAAACAGCUAACCAACAUAACGCCGAUUCUGUUGUUAGCUAGCAGACACGUACAAUUCAAGUUCAGCAAAAAUAAAUGGUCUUAUGGUUGAAUACAAUGGGCUGAGUAUUGUUUAGCGACGUAACUCUCGCCCAACGGCACUGACAGAUCUUUUUCCCAAACGGUGAGUAGCGAUGAGGAUGCUGAGGAAUGGAGGCCACCGAAGCCAAAGUCAAAAGCCCCCAACAAAACUGCUAGAGGUACUGCAACUGGUGAAAAGAAAACAACUGCCAAGAAAACUGCAAAACCAAAAGAGGCAAAAGCACCCAAAGAACCUAAAGCUCCCAAAGUGCCUAAAGAACCUAAGCUAAGGGCACCACGUAAACCUGCAGCAGGACGAAAAAAACAGGCUGCUAAAAGUCUAAAGGAUUCUGAAGCCUCAGUGUUGGCUGGAAUGGAGAGGAAAAAAGUGGAUAACGAUUAUAGAGAAAAAACAGGAGGAAUUCAAACUGACUGUCCAGAGGAAACGAGGGCUGAAGAGAGCGGGACUAGUGUCAGAACGAAGGAAGAGAGGGUGUCAUUUAUUGUGUCAGAAUCCUAUCAGAGAGACAGAUGGGCAGACGAGGGGUCUUCACAAGCUUGGCUUGGAGUGAAGAAAGAGGAAGUAGAUGCGGAGGAUUUUACUUUUGAUGAGCCCUGUUUAAAGAAACAAAAGACCAGUGCUGCCUGCAUGGGACGGCCGACUAAUUUACCAUCAUCUGAAGCGCAGUCUUUGAGGAAUGAACUCAAUAUGAACUGGGACUUGAUAGAGUUCUUUGGCAAAGAGGACUCAGUCUGUGGUUCAGACCCUGAAGAAAGAUGGGGUGUUAACAACUGAACUGGAACAAAACCUGAGGAACUGCCGUUCAGCUGAUGAACUGGAUCAUGUGUACUCCCCCUAUAAGAAAGGCAGCAAGCUGACAAAAGCUCGCAGGGCCAAAGCACUUGGCCUUGAGGACGCUGCUUCUGCAUUGAUGAACACACCACACACUCUAGAUUUAAGGGCAUGGAUAAAACCUGGUACUGAAGACGCUGGCUAUUAACCGAGGGGAGAGUCUCAAGAUUUUGACAGUGAAGGUGAACAUCCCCGACAGGGUGAAGAGUGACUUCACUAGGUGGUGCAUCAACAACAGGUGGAGGCCAAAGACAUUUGCAAAAGAAGAACUUCAUGCAAUCAUUAGGAAUGCAGUGGAGGAUUCAUAUAAAAGGCUUAUUCUUCCUUUCCUCACCAGGAGUUACAGGACUAAGCUGACGAGUGCAGCGGAGAAGGAGUCAAUCGCCAUGUUUGUGCGCAACCUCCGCCAGCGCCUGUUGGUGUGUCCAGUGAGAGGCUGUGUCAUCAUGGGGGUGGACCCUGGCUUCAGACAUGGCUGCAAGCUGGCAAUUCUCUCACCUACUAGUCAGAUUCUCCAAACUGAUGUUGUGUACCUGCAUAAUUCAAACCAACCAAGGGAAGCAGAGAAAUUACGCCACCUUAUGACCAAAUACAGCUGUAGUAGGGUUGUCAUUGGCAAUGGGACAGCAUGUCGGGAAACAGAGUCCUUCUUCGCUGACCUCAUCUCCCGGCGGUAUUUUCACCCGCUGGAUGUGUCCUAUUGUAUAACCAAUGAGGCAGGAGCAUCCAUCUACAGUGUGAGUCCCGAGGCAGUCCAAGAGAUGCCAGACCUGGACCCUAACCUUAGGAGUGCAGUGUCGAUUGGAAGACGUGUCCAAGAUCCGCUGGCUGAGCUUGUGAAGAUUGAUCCCAAACACAUAGGCAUUGGAACAUAUCAGCAUGACGUGUCAGCUGGAGCUUUGAAGACAGCAUUGGAUGGCGUGGUGCAGGAGUGUGUGAGCUUUGUUGGUGUGGACAUUAACAUCUGCUCUGAGAUACUGAUGAGGCAUGUAGCAGGCUUAAAUGCGGGAAGGGCACGGAGUAUCACAGAAUGGAGAGAGCAGCACGGUCCCUUCAUCAACAGGGAGCAGCUGAAGCUGGUCAAAGGCAUGGGGCCCAAGUCCUACCAGCAGUGUGCUGGCUUCAUUAGAAUAAACCCACAAACUCUAUCCAGUGUCAGAUCAUCAUCUAACCAGGCACCAGAAGUGCCCGAGAAACCUGCAGCUAAGAAAGGCAAGGGAAAAACUGGUGUCAACGUCUCAACCUCAUUUAACCCCCUCGAUCAGACCUGUAUACACCCGGAGUCCUACCAUGUAGCACAAAGAUUUCUGUCUCUUGUGGGUGGGAGUGUGGACCAAAUUGGGAGUACAACCCUGAAACACUGUGUGGAGAACAAAGUUAAGACAAGCAGUGUAGAGGAGCUGGCCCGCACCCUGGACACCACACCCGAGACCCUCAAACUCAUUAUAGACGGCCUGACGCAGCCCCCCGGGUUUGACAUACGACAAAAUUUUGGACAAGCGGACUUUAAGCGGGGCGUUGUGUCCAUGAGUGAUCUGCGGGUGGGUGCUGUGCUGACAGGCCGUGUGGACAACACCGCUCUGUUCGGGGCUUUUGUAGAUAUUGGCGUUGGCCGUGCAGGCCUCAUCCACAAGAGCAACAUCACCCUGGACAAGCUGCCUGUCAGCCAGCGUCGUCGCAGCCUGGCUCUAGGACCUGGGGAACGAGUGGAGGUCCGGGUCCUGAAUGUUGACCUUCAGAGGGGACGGAUUGGGCUGGACCUGAUCAGGGUCUUGCAAUAGAGUCACUUAAUACCUAUGAUUUUCACUAGAAGUGUGACAGAAAAUUACAGGUUUUAAACUGCUAAGGCCUGAGAUACACAGACCUUGGUCAGUGACCCCCUUGGCAGUCUCUGAUUCUUAGGGUAAAAUGUCUGUUUUGUGACCCACUGACAAGUAAUUCCUGAAGGCUGGUGGCAGUGACUAUUUGAGUUGUUGUAAAACUUGCUGUGCCUCUCCACUGCAACCAACACUUGAAUUGAAUUGAUUUCCUCAGGCAACAACUUGACAACCAGUCAGGGAAUACACAUUUUACCCCCCAUGACCAGUGCUCACCAGAUGGUUGCCGACCACUCUCGAAUCCUGUGUGACUAGUGCCUAACUUGGCUAGUUUUAAAAUGAUCAAUUUCAGUGAACAGCUGUUGCAAGUUUAGAAAUAAAAGCAAAAAUUUCAAGUCAUGUUUAACAGUUAGGACACUUCAUUUGGGACUUGUUCUCAGUCUGUUUGUCAUUUAGAGGGGGUGCUUUGCUCGGGACAGAGCACUACACCUGUUUGCUGAACUAAAGGCAGAAAUAUGUUUUCUGAUCUUGAAACGAAGACUCUGAUUGGAUAGCUUAGUGAGAUGAUAUCACAAUUAUUUGCACUUUAGUUGUUUGUAAUGCUGAAUAUGACAUACUUGAGCGACUAUUGCUAAUGUUUGUAAUACUUGGUAUUCUCAUUAUUCUCUUGGAUUAUUACUUGAAUAAAAGAAAAAUCAGUUCUUCUCUAUGUUCUUUGUCUUCUGAUUUUAGCAGUUGUUAUUGACUUUUGGAUACCUUAAAGAAAACCAUUUGAACAAACAGACUGAAAUUCUGCUUAGUGCUGUUUCAUCUGCAGUUGAUGGUUUGAAGUUAAAAUAUUAAACAUAUCUAUCUAUCUAUCUAUCUAUCUAU